CUGUUUCCUGUCUUUAAACGCUUAUAAUUUGCAGACGGCAGACGGUGCUGGAGUCUUACGUUCCUUACCCAUCACAUUCCAAAACUAGAUGCUAAAUGCUCCUUCGUGUUUUGUUUACGUAUCUUCAUAAAAAUGGAUGGUGGAAAUACUAGCAAUUUUCGAGGUACUCGAAUGAAUACGAUGGAAGGUGUGGGAGCUAGAGUUAUGAGAGGUGCUGAUUGGAAAUGGGGCAAACAAGACGGUGGUGAGGGGCAUUUAGGAACUGUAAGAAACUUUGAAUCUCCUGAAGAAGUAGUUGUUGUUUGGGACAAUGGAACAGCUGCAAAUUACAGAUGUUCGGGAGCAUACGAUUUAAGAAUCGUGGAGAGUGCGCCUACCGGUAUAAGACAUGAAGGAACUAUGUGUGAUACGUGUCGUCAGCAGCCUAUUUUUGGAAUUCGAUGGAAGUGUGCAGAAUGUACUAAUUAUGAUUUAUGUUCUACUUGUUAUCAUGGUGAUAAGCAUCAUUUGAGGCACAGAUUUUUCAGAAUCACCACUCCUGGAAGUGAAAGAGCAUUAGUUGAUCCUAGACGUAAAAGUAAAAAAAUUGCCAUCCGAGGCAUCUUUCCUGGAGCAAGAGUUGUCCGAGGUGUUGAUUGGCAAUGGGAAGACCAAGAUGGUGGAAAUGGUCGACGUGGAAAAGUUACAGAAAUACAAGAUUGGAGUGCUGCUAGUCCACGCAGUGCUGCAUAUGUGAUGUGGGAUAAUGGAGCCAAAAAUCUUUAUCGUGUUGGCUUUGAAGGAAUGGCUGAUUUAAAAGUUGUAAGUGAUGCAAAAGGUGGAGCUGUGUAUAAAGAUCACUUGCCAUUGCUUGGUCAAGGUCCAGGACGUGCUGGUAUACAUGGUUUUCAAAUAGGAGAUAAUGUUAAUGUUGAUUUGGAAUUAGAAAUAGUGCAAUCCCUACAACAUCGACAUGGUGGAUGGACUGAUGGCAUGUUUGAGUGUCUUGGAACAACUGGAACAGUUGUUGGAAUUGAUGAAGAUUCUGAUAUAGUUGUAUCAUAUCCAAGUGGCAAUAGGUGGACAUUUAAUCCUGCAGUCCUUACGAAAGUAAAUACAGCAGUAUCUACAUCUUCUUUAGUUUCUUCUGAAGGAGGUACUGCACAGCAGUUUACUGUUGGUGAUUUGGUGCAAAUAUGUAGAGAUUUAGAAAGAAUAAAAAUUUUACAAAGAGGCCAUGGUGAAUGGGCAGAAGCUAUGCUUCCAACUUUAGGCAAAAUUGGCCGAGUCCAACAAAUAUACCACGAUAAUGAUUUGAAGGUUGAAGUUUGUGGUACCUCUUGGACAUAUAAUCCUGCUGCUGUAACAAAAGUAGCCUCGGAUGGUGCAAUUCCUGGAACUUCUAGUGGAGAAAGAUUAAGUGCACUUUUGAAAAAAUUAUUUGAAACUCAUGUGUCAGGGGAUGUGAAUGAAGAAUUAGUAAAAGCAGCUGCUAAUGGUGAUGCACAGAAGUGUGAAGAAAUUCUGAAAAGGUCUGAUGCUGAUGUAAAUGGUGUAUUUGCAAGUCACACUGCACUCCAAGCUGCAAGUCAGAAUGGGCAUAUUGAAGUUAUAAAAAUCCUUCUAAGGCAUAAUGCAAAUGUUGAAAUAGAAGAUAAAGAUGGUGAUCGAGCUGUUCAUCAUGCUGCCUUUGGUGAUGAGCCUGGAGUUAUGGAAUUACUAGCUAGAGCUGGAGCAGAUUUAAAUGCUCGUAAUAAAAGGAGACAAACUCCUUUGCAUAUUGCUGUUAAUAAAGGACAUAUAGGUGUUGUCAGAAGCAUAUUAGAACUGGGUUGUCGUCCCAGUUUGCAGGAUUCAGAAGGAGACACACCCUUGCAUGAUGCUAUCAGCAAAAAGCGUGAUGAUAUGUUGACUUUACUUUUAGAUCAUGGAGCAGAUAUUUGUCUCACUAACAACAAUGGUUUUAAUGCUUUGCAUCAUGCUGCUCUUCGAGGAAAUCCCAGUGCCAUGAGAAUUUUACUAUCUAAACUUCCUCGUAAUUGGGUAGUAAAUGAAAAGAAAGAUGAUGGUUAUACUGCUCUCCAUUUAGCUGCAUUAAAUAAUCAUGUGGAAGUUGCUGAAUUGCUUGUUCAACAGGGUAGAGCAAAUAUGAAUCAACAAAAUGUCAAUCUUCAGACACCAUUACAUUUGGCAGUUGAACGUCAACAUACACAAAUCGUGAGGCUUCUUGUUCGCGAAAAAUGUGAUCUUAACAUACCAGACAAGGAUGGUGAUACUCCCCUUCAUGAAGCCUUGCGUCAUCACACUCUUUCUCAACUUAGACAAUUGCAGGACAUGCAGGAGGGUGGUAAAGUUGGUAUCAGUAAUGAAAGUACCAUCAGUGGUACUUCAGAGCUUUUAAUGGGUUUGGGAACACAGAGCUCCGACAAAAAGAGUAAUGCUUCUAUUGCCUGUUUCUUGGUUUCGAAUGGAGCUAAUUUGCAUAUAAAAAAUAAAAAAGGUCAGACACCAUUGGAUUUAUGUCCUGAUCCAAAUCUAUGUAAAGCUUUGACUAAAUGUUAUAAGGAGCAUGCAAAUGAAGAUUCCAUAACCCCGUCCAAUACUACUCCUGUUCAAGAUAAUGAAACUCUUGAAGAAUGUAUGGUAUGUUCUGAUAUGAAAAGAGAUACUUUAUUUGGACCUUGUGGUCAUGUAGCAACUUGUUCCUUGUGUUCACCUAGAGUCAAAAAGUGCCUUAUGUGUAAAGAACCAGUUCAAUCUCGAACUAAGAUUGAAGAAUGUGUUGUUUGCUCAGAUAAAAAGGCCUCUGUCCUUUUCAAGCCCUGUGGUCAUAUGUGUGCAUGUGAUAGUUGUGCUGCAUUGAUGAAAAAAUGUGUUCAGUGUCGAGCUCAAAUUGAUAAAGUGGUUCCUUUUAUUGUGUGCUGUGGUGGAACUGUACCUGUACCUUCUGGUGUUCCUGUUGUUCAAACAAGUACACCUAUAGCAUCCAAUCCUGCUAAUAUGAAUAUGAUGAUGAAUAAUGGUUGCUUGCACAAUGACAUCCAGAAAUUACAAGAUCAACUUCAAGACAUUAAAGAACAGACCAUGUGUCCUGUGUGCUUAGAUCGUCUGAAAAACAUGAUAUUCUUAUGUGGUCAUGGGACUUGCCAAAUGUGUGGAGAUCGCAUGUCGGAAUGCCCAAUUUGCCGCAAAGCUGUCGAAAAGCGCAUUUUGUAUUAGGUUUAAUACUUAACUUUUCUCUCACAUCAUAUUUUAUUGCAAAAUGUGAUCUGAACUAUAUUGUUGAAUGAUUAGAUAUUAAGGCUUCUCAUGCAGAAGCCAAGGAAAAGAUGUAUUGCCACUUUGGUACUACAUUUGUUCCUUUUUUACUGUAUGUGUAUAUGGAAUCUGUAUGCUAUCUGUGAACUGAAUUUAAAGAAAUCUGCUACAGAAAUAAAAAAUAAUAUAUGUAUUUGAUUAUUUGUCCUUUCUUUCUUCCAGUUACAUUUUGCACAUUGCACUAUUAAUCAUGUUUGAUUAUUUUUUUUAAUUUACUCUGUCAUGCCAUAUUUUGUACCUUCACUUAUAAUGCAUUUGUACCUGUAUGCCAGAUUUUAAUUAAAACUGAUAUUAGUAGCUGUAUUACUGUAAUUAAUAUCAAUUAUCAAAUUUAUACAACUGAUAAGUUUUUUAAAUGAUAAAGAUAUGAAACCAAGGAAUUCUGCAAAUUCAAAAACAAAAUUAAUGAAAUGCAAUAAUUAUGAGGUUUAAAAACUGCCAUGAAUUUAUUAUUGUAGCAAAUGAUUUCAACUUUGAAUUUCAUGUUUUAAAAAUCUCUUUUACCGGUUUCAUAUAUUUAUUUAACUGAUUUUUGCAUUUUACUUUUACAUAUAUGUAUAUAUAUAAUACAGAGCUAUUUCUAUUUUUGUUUUUUGAUGGGCUUGUUUGUAUAUCAGAAUGUUGUAUUUUGCACAAUAAUUUAGGAAUGUAUAGAAUAUUGCUCUUAAAUUUUCACAUUUUUAGAAGUGUUUAAUACCUUUGUAAAUGGUUGUGUUCACGUUAUUUCUUCACUUUGAUUAUUAAUGUAUUUUUGUUAUAAAUUAGAGAUGAAUACUGUUUCUUUUUGCAUUUAUUAAUGUUUUGGCUUCCUACAUUUUUUUUUUUCUGGUACUGCACAGCCAAAUAUGGUUGCAAUACCGGAAAAAAAAUUUACAAACUAAAUCAGGAUUUUGACUUCAUUUUUUAAGUACUGAUAUUUCUAAGAGUUAUCUUGUUUUCCUGGUCAAAAUAUUUGGAAACAUUUAUAGAUAUGUUAUUAUAGAAUAAGAUUUUAAAUCCUAAGAUAGUUAUGGAAUUUUUCCCAUUCUGUUACACCAAACAUAUGUAUAUCCAGAAAAUAAAAAUGGAAAAUUUUGUUUAAAGUAUCAAAGGGACUUUUUUUUUUUUUUUUUUUAAUGUAUAAUCGUUUUUCUAAUCUUUUGUCGUAAAAUACUUGAAAUUAUUUUAAUAAUUUAAUGGACAUUGUGGUAAAAGAACUUAUUACUUUUCCAUAAAUAAACUUCAUUGUAUUUUAUUAAUUAACUUGUAGAAUAUUUUUUCUCUAGUCAUGUGUAUGUAUGUGAUCCAUCAAUAGAAUAUGAAGUUUUUCGUUUUUGAAAUAAGAACAAAAAAAUCUUGUAAAGACACUUUGGAAGUCUUUCAAAUUAGUCUCUAUUUCGAAAGAACAUUAUAUUUAAUAGGAUGUGAAAAUAAUAUUGCAGAUGGUGUAGAGGAAUCUGACUAUUUCAUUAUUAGUAAAAAUAUCCUUUAAGAUGUUUUCAUUGUAGUUAACAAUGAUGUAUGAAGACAAAAAUGUAUCGGUAUCAUAUCUAUUACAGUUAAUUAUAAUGUCUGAUGCUAUAUAAGCAAUUUUUAUUUGGAUGUUUUAAAAUAUUGAAACAACCUCAUUAUUAUUGACAAAUUUGAAAAUAUUUAAAGAAAAAAUUUUAUCAUUGAUGGAGUUAUUUUCUAUGGUAAUUUACAUUUUAGCAAAAGGAGAUAAAUGAUCGAUUUAGUUAAAUUUUUGUGAUAUAAAUUGUUCUUUUAUCUUUUUUAAAGUUAUAUUUUUUUAUGUUAAAAUUGUAGUUUUUGAAAGCAGCUUUUGUUUAUUACAAUUUAUAUGACAUAUUUGUAUAUUUUAACUACCAUUAUAAACCUUGCAUUUUGCAGAUUUCUUUUUAAAAGCAAAUUAUUUUUACUUAUGAAUCAAAAUUUUUAUUUCUAGUAAGAUCAUUUAUUUAUAUCUGUCGAUUUACUUAUUAAAAUAAUUCUUAUUGUAAAUUAAUAAAUCUAUAAUAUUGUUGAAAUUUGAGAUAUGGGUCAUUUUAUUGAAAUGACAAUACAUUCUGUGAAUGGAAUGCUAUAAAUUUGUGUUGAAUUCAUGAAUCUAAUGUUGUAGGUCUACUUUAUUUAAACAGAUUGAUGUGUCAAAUAUUAUGCUAAU
Molecule: messenger RNA, 5440 nt
Organism: Argiope bruennichi
Lineage: Eukaryota; Metazoa; Arthropoda; Arachnida; Araneae; Araneidae
Gene: mib1
Product: E3 ubiquitin-protein ligase MIB1-like
Exons: 21
Coding region: 133-3198 (1021 amino acids)
Biological process (GO): protein ubiquitination
Cellular component (GO): cytoplasm
Molecular function (GO): protein binding; ubiquitin-protein transferase activity; zinc ion binding
Source: RefSeq, a predicted model, not a curated record